This is a messenger RNA of Vitrella brassicaformis, 585 nucleotides long. NCBI's taxonomy places the organism in Eukaryota, Vitrellaceae. The record is from the annotation of a GenBank genome assembly.
GCUGGUGAGGCGGGCUGUCAGCCUUGCGCUUUGUUCCUGUCCCUGCCAACGAUGCCGCGGUGGCACGUCGCCCCUCCUGAUCGAGCGACACAAACACACACAAUACACACAUAAUGAAACAGGAGCCGGCGAUGAUUUCAAUGAGUCUUUCUACCUUCAAAGCUAGCGCAGCUGCACAGCCUUCUGUGAAGGCCGCCGUUUUUUUCUCCUCUGCUGAUGCGAUGCCGCUCAGCUAACCACUGCACACACAACACAACGAUGCAGACACACAGACAGAUGAUCUAUGUCGUUCAUGGCGCUGGUUUGGUCUGCGUCUGCUUUCGUGAAAAUUUUCCAACAAUUCACCUGUCCUCUCUCCUGCAGAGCAUCUGUGAGGCGAAUGGCUCCGUUUUGGCUCUCCUUUUUCCCCCUUUCCCUUGCGAGCUUUGUAAUCAAUGGAUCGCCGAUCGCGAGAAGCAACACCGAGAGUGGAAAUGGCACGCUGGGUUGGGGAAUCGGUGGCUUUGCUACGGGAGUGAGGGAAUCAGCUUCGUCCCUGCCGUAUGGGAAUCUAUCGUUGAUUGGCCCAUCUAUCUGUCUACACAU